Messenger RNA from Closterium sp. NIES-67, 580 nucleotides. Lineage: Eukaryota; Viridiplantae; Streptophyta; Zygnematophyceae; Desmidiales; Closteriaceae. The record is from the annotation of a GenBank genome assembly.
AUGGUUCCCUCAGACUCAAAUACCCGCUGCGUCGUCGCCAGAGAAUCAUUCGUGCUUUCCGCAUCCGCGACCAGUACAUCGCCGCCUUAUUACCUUCGCCAACAAGUCUACUCAAAUCGUCAUUCUUGCCUAGCGCAUUUGCGACUACCUCACUGACUUCUUACCUUCGCCGAUCAGCCCUUCAAAAUCGGCACGAUGAGGGCCUCCAUCAAGUUUCUAAUCGUCGCGAUUCUGGCCGUCCUCCUCGUCUCUGCUGCCCUUCCGAGUAUGGCUGGUUGUUCAGGAAAGCUGAAGGCUCGGAAGGUAGUGGCGACCGACACAUGCGCGGGCCUAAUCUUGAAGUCAUACAAGAAGCAGGCUCAGCUGUUCGAGAAAUACAACCGGUACAAGUGCGUUGAGCCCCUGAAAGUCGGCUCCACUCUCUGUACCCCAUAAAAUAGCUGACUAAAAUAGUUACUAGGGGUUGAAUAACUGCCUUCGCAGCUGAUCCCCCAAAUAAAGCUGGCCCUGUUUGUCUACUCUAGAUUGAGUUGCUUCCUGUGUUUCUUACUAGCCCUGAAUGUUUACUUAAGGGCACGGA